Molecule: messenger RNA, 1596 nt
Organism: Galendromus occidentalis (western predatory mite)
Lineage: Eukaryota; Metazoa; Arthropoda; Arachnida; Mesostigmata; Phytoseiidae
Product: lipase 3-like
Exons: 9
Coding region: 1-1596 (531 amino acids)
Source: RefSeq, a predicted model, not a curated record
AUGUACCUCUGGGACGCUUUUAAGUCUUACAAGUCUUUUCUCCGCUUACUGGCAGGCUCGAACGCCUGCGCUAUCGUCCCUGCCGCUACCGUUACCGGUGCCGCCGCUGCUUUCGUGAACUGUAAAACGUGUCGGAUCCCCAAGGCGUUGAUGCUUGCCGGCAUUCGACUCGAACUCAAUCGAGGAGGAACGAAUACGAACCGUCACCCUGUGAAUACGAAAGUCCGAAUCCCAGCCGGCAUGGCGUGCACCUUGUUCGUAGCAUAUUUCUGCGUGGGCGUCAUGCGCCUUCCGUUGUUUGCCUUGCUGAUCUUCGUUCCAAUGUCGGCAGCAUCGCAGGACGUAUUCGAUUACUUAUUCAGGAGUGCGUCGGAUCUCGGAAAGUCAAUCACAGAUCCAUUUUUCGAGCUAGCGAGAGGAAUCUUGCAGAAGACGGAACCGAUUCUAAUUACGGACCCCGAUGCCAUAGCAGCGAACAAAGGAGUCGAUUAUUACAUCAGGUACAAAGGAUACCCGGUCGAGACUCACAAGAUACGCACAAAGGAUAACGUCACUCUGACUUUGCACCGGAUACGAGGCGCUCCCGGGUCGAUUCCAGUCCUACUACAGCACGGAGUCAUGAGCUCAUCAUUCGACUUCGUUGCGAACCUCCGCUCUCAGAGUUUGGGUUUCAUCUUAUACGACGAAGGAUACGACGUCUGGAUGCUGAACUCGAGAGGCAACAAAUACAGUAGUGAAAGCGGACGCACGAAGAAGCACUUCUAUGAAUUCACUUGGGACGAACUCGCCGCAUACGAUAUGCCCGACAGCAUCGAUUACGUUUUGGCAACCACAGGCCACAGAAAACUGCAUGUCGUUGGACACUCGAGAGGAACGACGAUCAUGAUAGCGAUGCUCGCAUCGAAACCGGAAUACAAUCAAAAGAUUCGUUUGGCCGUCCUCCUAUCACCGGUAGUGUUCCUGACAGGAGUGAGUGCGUUCGUUCAGAAUCUCAUCACAGUUUUCAGCAAUCCCGCAGUGAGAUACGCCAUAGACGUCUGGACAGAAAACAGACCUCUCUUCACAAAUUCCCGCGCGGAUCUAGCCUACUUCACAUCGAAUCCCAGCUUGUGCUCGGCCCGUCUGUGCCCUUUCGCUAACGACCUGUCUGGAAUUCUUCUAUCGAACAACGGGAAUCACAAUCAAAGUCGGCUCGCAGUGUAUUCCACGCAUUUUCCCGCCGGGACGUCUUUCAACGAUUUGAAACAUUACAUGCAAAUGUACCACUCAAAGCGGUUCGCGUAUUUCGACUACGGGAGCACGGCCCGCAAUCUGCAUGCCUACGGAUCGGUCCGACCUCCAUCUUACGAUCUGAGUAAGGUCACCGCCAAAAUGCUGAUUUUCUACUCAAAGGACGACGCUUUCAUUUCGGUCGAGGACGGCGCCCGUGUUUCGCAACUUUUCAAGAACAACAUUUAUAAAAACACCGCCAUCUUGCUUCCGUGCUCAGGAUUCGUCCACAUGGAUUUCCUCUGGUCGGUGAACGCCAAAAAACAGCUUUACAACAUGGUUAUCAAACGGAUGCACGAGUACGAUGAAGAGCACCGGAGACGCUGA